Guillardia theta CCMP2712 is the source of this 801-nucleotide messenger RNA. RefSeq lists its product as hypothetical. The annotation marks the transcript as partial. The record is from RefSeq and is a predicted model, not a curated record. NCBI's taxonomy places the organism in Eukaryota, Cryptophyceae, Pyrenomonadales, Geminigeraceae. Gene Ontology annotation, molecular function: protein kinase activity; ATP binding. Gene Ontology annotation, biological process: protein phosphorylation. The transcript is spliced from 2 exons.
CUGAGAGUCGGGGACCUUCUCGGUCAAGGGGCCUUGGGAGAAGUAAGGAGGGGAGAGCACGAAGGGAGCCCUGUAGCCUUGAAGACUGUGUGCUCAGAGCUUGACCUUGGUUCCGAGGAGGGCAAGACACUGGUGAAGGAGAUCGGGAUGAUGAGCCAUGCAUUCAGGCACCCGAACAUAGUGGAGUUUUACGGCAUCUACGAGCACAACGGUCUGCCAUGGCUGGUCAUGGAGCUGAUGGUUGGAGGGAGCCUCGAGCAGUACUACCAGGUCAAGAAGAAGUCCCGACGAGGAUGGCAACCCAAGUUGGAGAGGGCCAUGUCAUGGGUAGGAGACAUUCUGAGUGCGCUAGCAUUCCUGCACUCUCAACAGCCGCCAGUGAUCCAUCGAGAUAUCAAGCCGGCAAACAUGCUGCUCACCGCAAAUGGCAAGACCCUCAAGGUCGGCGACUUCGGGCUAAGUCGCAACAUGAUCAGCCUCAAUGCACACCACGAGCUGACAGGGGUGAAAGGCACAUUCCGGUACAUGGCUCCUGAAAUCUUCCGCGGUGAGCCCAGGUACACGGCAGCGGUGGACGUGUACUCUUUCUCACUGGUGAUGUGGUACAUCUUCGCGGGAGAGCAUCCCUUUAGUAACGUCGACGGCUUCUCAGUCGCUAGCAUGGCAGCCAAGUUCAACUUCCGUCCUGCAGUCCUGAGCGAGCGAAUCAUGCCAAAGAUUCUGCAGGAGAUGAUGAUCAUGUCAUGGGCGGAGACGGCGGAGGAGAGGCCAAGGGCGGAAGAUCUUCUAUUAGAUCUGGAG